AUGGACAAAUAUAAAAGAAUAAGAAAGAUUGGAAAAGGAAAUUUUGGAGAUGUUUGGUUAGUAGAAGAUAAUAAAGGAAGAGUAUUUCAAAAUAAUUAUUAAAUAGUAAUAUGCUAUGAAAAGAAUAGAUUUAGUAUUUGAUACAGUUGAUCCUCAAAAUGAAGUUAGUAUAAUGAAAGUUCUUAAACAUCCUAACAUUAUAAAAUUUUAUGAUUCCUUCGAACAUAAUGAUAAAUUAUGCAUUAUCAUGGAAUAUGCCAAAAAUUGUAAGUAAUUCUCACUAUAACUAAGCUGAUCUUUCAAUAUACAUUAAAACUAAAUAACCAAAUAUCCUAAACUAUUUUACUUAAUUAUGUUUAGGAGUUUAAUAUUUACAUUAAUAAAAAAUAGUACAUAGGGAUAUUAAAUUAAGGAAUGUAUUUAUUACUGAUGAUGGAAUUGUAUGUAUUUAUAUAUUAUUCUUAUAUAGAUUAAAUUAGGUGAUUUCAGUAUCUCGAAAAAAUUGAUUGAUUUAUCUACUAAUACAACUUUAGGUAAUUUAAAUUAUGUAAAUAAGGAACUCCAUAUUAUUUGUCUCCUGAAAUAUGCUAAUCUAAAAAUUACAAUUCCAAAACUGAUAUCUGGAAUUUAGGAUGUUUAUUAUAUGAAUUAUGCACAUAACAAAAACCAUUUUAAGGAGAAUCUCUCCCUGCUAUUCUCAAUUCAAUUAUAAAUGGUUAAACUCCUCAACUAACAGAUACAUUUCCUAAGUUCUAUUAAGAUAUACUAAAUAGUACUCUAUAGAAAGAUCCAGAACUAAGACCUGAUAUAGAUCAAAUACUCAAUAUACCAUAAAUAAAGGAAGAGGAAAUCAAAUUGUAAAUGCUUUAUAAAAGUAAAGGACUAUUAAAUAAAAGGAUAUGUCCUAUUGAAUGUCCAGGCUUUGAUGAAAAAUAAGAAUUCAAAUAAGACAAAUUAUCAAUCAACAAAGAUAUGUCAAAGAUCCUAAAAUAAUCCAUUACUCCUCAAUAUAGAUAAACUUAAUUAGGAUUGUAAAACAUAUUUUCUGAAUGUGUUUCACCUAAUAAUAAUUAUUGUUAAAUUCAAAAAAAACCAUAUAAAAAGAUUAUGACCAUUAAUACUUAAUUGGAUGAAAAAGUAGAAUAGGAAAUCACCCAAAAGAAACCAUCUUUUGCUAAAUUGCUUUUCAAUCCCAAAACUCCUACAUCACCAAAUAGAAAUAUAUUAUUGGCAGAUUUUUUGAAAAAUAAAUUAGGAUAGGAAGUAUUUUAAAGAAUGAAAGAUAUAUUAGAAAACAGCAAAGAUCCAAUAUAAUUAUUAGAAAAUAGAGAAGAAAUGAUGUAAAUAUUGGGGGAAUAAAAUUUAGAUUGUAUAAAAGUAUUUCAAGUAUAUAUAUAUUUUAUAGAUAUUUAAAAUACUAAUAUGUAACAGUAUUACACCUCCAAGUAGUCAUUUUAGAACAAUGAGUGCUUCCUAUUAAUUUAUUACUUAGAGAAUAAAAACAGUUAAUAACCAUGAGAAUAAUCUUCAAACAUCACCAUGGGAUGAAUAAUUUUGA
This is a messenger RNA of Paramecium pentaurelia, 1558 nucleotides long. Lineage: Eukaryota; Ciliophora; Oligohymenophorea; Peniculida; Parameciidae. The record is from the annotation of a GenBank genome assembly.